UCUCUCCUGAAUGAAGCGUCUCACCCGCGUAGCGGCGGGCAGCGGGCUGAAGGACAGAGACUGGCGCUCUCUGCUGCUGCAGCCGUCAGAGCCGUUGGAACCGCUCGAGCCAUUCUGCUGCAUGCGCGCGGCGGGCCAGCUCUCAGCUAGGCAGGUACGACACAAAGCAGAGCUCACGACUGUUGGUACAGUAAACAACUAGAAGAAGGAGAGGGCAGGAGCGGAGGGUGUGGCCCGAGCAGCUGCCAGAGCUCAGUCCGGCUUUCACCGGAGCGAAAGCGGAAGAAGCGGUUCCACGCCUCCGGCGACAGCAGUGUGUAGAGUUUACAGUUGAGUGCUUGACGGAUGUGGGGGGUGUUGAAAGAGGAAGCGCAGCUUGUUGUCACUGAGCUGCUGCUACCAGAAACUGCAGAAGAAUGAAGACAGACGGACCACAGAAGGUAUGAUAGGAAAUUCUGGCCCGCUGCCCGCAGUCCUGACUGUUGCGUCAGUGGCUUUACUGAGUCUGCUGACGCUGCUGUGUCUGCGAUGCAAAAGGAAACCCAAGAUCAUUCAAGAGGACCGUCAAAUAUACAAUCCACCAACGUUCCAACGUGGGGGGAGUCAGUUUGCAGUGAUGCGAUCAACAACAGUAACCAAAACCAACCAGAUAUCAUCAUCAUUUGCAGCAGCAGCAGCUGAGACUCCAGAGCCAUCUGAACCUCCAGAAGAAGAUGAACAGUCAGACUACAUAAAUAUUGACGUCUGCGGAAGUGUGGAACGUGACUAUGUCAAUCCAAUCAGUGAGUCGCUGUAUGUAAAUGAAAAAACCUUUAACAACGGACUGGAUGACAUUCCAGGAGUGUAUGGAAACGUUUUCCCAUCGAUAGAAUUAACAAACGACGACGACGACUAUGAAAAUUCAGACUUCCUAAAAGAGACAGAUGUACAGAAAAAGACAGAAGCACCGGCAGCGGGUACCUCUCCAAAUGAUUCAUCACAAGAUGAGGCAGAUUACGUAAAUCAGAUCAGUAAUGUACUUGAAAGAAGCAUCGGUGAGAAGAUGUGACCAUCCUGGACAGCUCUGCAAGUUAUCUGGUGGAAAACUGAAGCUGAAAACUGCUACUUUAAAAAAGAUUCUCAUGUCUGUCUGACUGACGUGCAAAUAACAUGCACAGAUGCUUUUGGACACUGAAAGUGAAAACCAAGUCUGCCACCUGGUGGUGAAAUAAAUCAAUUUAAAUAUAGUGUAAACAAA
Molecule: messenger RNA, 1237 nt
Organism: Neolamprologus brichardi
Lineage: Eukaryota; Metazoa; Chordata; Actinopteri; Cichliformes; Cichlidae
Source: RefSeq, a predicted model, not a curated record